Messenger RNA from Seriola dumerili (greater amberjack), 2463 nucleotides. RefSeq names its product arginine and glutamate rich 1 (gene arglu1a). Gene Ontology annotation, cellular component: mitochondrion; nucleoplasm. The transcript is spliced from 4 exons. Lineage: Eukaryota; Metazoa; Chordata; Actinopteri; Carangiformes; Carangidae. Bases 204 to 1010 code for a protein of 268 amino acids. The record is from RefSeq and is a predicted model, not a curated record. Gene Ontology annotation, molecular function: cadherin binding.
UUAUAGCAAGUUAUCAGAGCAAAACAGUUACCAUAUUCGAAUGAUUAUUUCUCCAAAACAGAGGCGCUGAAGCAGUUCCAUUUGGUCAGUUACUGUAAAUAACAAGUUUUAAGAGGAGCUGGUGGGACGGAAUUUCAGAUAUUAUUAAUAUCCCAGCUAUAAGACAGUUUGGUGUUAGCGCUCGACUAGUGGAGGUGGUUAACAUGGGCCGCUCUCGGAGCCGCAGCUCGUCUCGGUCCAAACACUCCAAAAGCAGUAAGCACAGCAAGAAACGGAGCCGGUCUCGGUCGCGGUCCAGAGACAGGGAGAGGUCAAAGAAACGGUCCAAGUCCCGAGAAUCGAAAAGGAGCCGGCGCAGAGAAUCUCGUUCACGUUCUCGAUCCACUACAACUUCGUCCCGUAGAGACAGAGCAGCUUCGCCGCCGGAGCGCAUCGACAUCUUCGGCAGGACGCUGAGCAAAAGAAAUGCCCUGGACGAGAAGCAGAGGAAGGAGGAGGAGGAAAGAAAGGCAGAGAUGGAAAGACAAAGGAAGAUCCGGCAGCAGGAGAUCGAGGAGAAGUUAAUUGAGGAGGAGACGGCGCGGCGAGUGGAGGAGCUGGUGGCCAAGCGGGUCGAGGAGGAGCUCGAGAAGAGGAAGGACGAGAUCGAGAGGGAGGUGCUGCGACGCGUCGAGGAGGCAAAGCGCAUCAUGGAGCGACAGCUUCUAGAGGAGCUAGAGAGGCAGCGGCAGGCUGAGCUGGCGGCGCAGAAGGCCAGAGAGGAGGAAGAAAAAUCUAAGCGGGAGGAGCUGGAAAAAAUCCUGGAGGAGAAUAACCGCAAGAUCGCCGAGGCUCAGGCCAAGCUGGCUGAAGAGCAGUUGCGAAUUGUGGAGGAGCAGAGAAAGAUUCAUGAGGAACGCAUGAAGCUGGAGCAGGACCGUCAGAAGCAGCAGAAGGAGGAGCAGAAAAUAAUCCUUGGCAAGGGCAAGUCCAGGCCCAAGCUCUCCUUCUCCCUCAAGGCUACUGAAUGACACUGCUCCCCCUUCGUCCACAUGUCAUGCCCUGCCUUCAUCCCCAUCCAGCUCUCCCUCCUCAUCAUCCGACCCCCAUCCUCCUCCUCUGUGGAACGCUCGCUUCGUUUUGGAAGUGCUGAAGGAAGGCCGAGGAAAGGGGUGCAAACCAAACUUGCUCGUCCUCAUGAAGGCCCCUGUCCCUCUCUGGGCUUGAAGAGGAGGCAGCUCUUCGCCCUCAAAGGACCUGACUGCUCCCUCCAUCCUUCCCAUCCCGACCGCACAGAUGACUUGUUUGCUUUUUUUUUCAGUUUUAUUUUCAUUUUUAGGGAACUCGAACUUUUGAUGUAGAAUGCUAUAACAUGUCCCUUGCCCUGUAAGUCUUAACUCUGGUGUAACAGCGAGCAACUGCGCACCUGUGCUCUUCUUACAUGUCUCUGCAGCCAGCAAACUACAAUAGAAUGCCAGUCCCUGAUAUAGAAGAGUAUUGUCUAGUUUGUCUAGUUCAGCUUACUGUAAAAGCUCAUGUGCAGCCUGGGAGUUGGCGUGUGGUUUUCCUGUGUUUUUUUUUUUUUUUUUUUUUUUAUAUAUAAAUAAGAUCCUUAAAGUGGCCCACGCAGUGGUAACAAAUCACAGCACGGCCUUUAAAAGCACAGUGAACUUCCCAUCCAGCUGACAGGUUUGUGUCUUCCACCUUACUUCCUGUGCCCAUACGUUCUGCUCACCAUGAUAAAUCUACAGCUUCAUCUCUGUCUGCUGUGUAUAUUCUUUUUUUAAAUGACAUAGCAGCAUGUUGUCCGGAGAGGAAACGUAAAGCUGUUGUUAGAUUCAGAGUUGCUGCAGUGUGAGUGAACCCAGUCUUGACUCCCAAGCUGCCCAUGACUGAACCACAAACCUUCAACAGGAUACGUGUCUCAUCUAUGAUAAGGGGGCCUGUGGGUAAUGGGGGAGAGAGGACAUUUCCUGUAUGAUGUAAUGUUAUUAGCCUUGCUGUGAUGUGCUGACUCCCACUCCCCACUGCUCCCCAAGUUAAGAUUUUGUUAUGAAAUUGAUCCACACUUGGAAAACAAAAAAUGACAGUCAUGGUAAAUACUUGAGCUUUGUUUUAUCAGACUCUUUGGGAAAAACGGUGAAUUGCACGAAAACUCCCGACCAUAUACUUGAUGUUCUGUCCCUGAGUUUUGUUGUAGUAAAUUAACCAGGCAAUGCGCCGCACUUGGUAAGUCUUGAUUCGUAGUGGAUGGACAAGUUCAGGUAAGAUCAGGUUUGGGGUUGGUGUGAGUGUAAGUGUGUGCGUGUGUGCGUGUUUGUGUGUAAGAGAGAGAGAGAGAGAGAGUGAAUGAGUAUGUGUGUGACUGACUGAGGCUGACCUCAGGUGGGUAUAAUGACUUUUGUUUUGUCGUGGGAUUUUGAAUUUGUCAUGUAAUUUCCCCCCCAAUUGUCAAGGGACUGAACAGUUGAGUAAAUUCAUCGA